Cynara cardunculus var. scolymus (artichoke) is the source of this 3390-nucleotide messenger RNA. Its product is annotated as 5'-3' exoribonuclease 3. Gene Ontology annotation, molecular function: zinc ion binding; RNA binding; 5'-3' RNA exonuclease activity. The transcript is spliced from 23 exons. The record is from RefSeq and is a predicted model, not a curated record. Lineage: Eukaryota; Viridiplantae; Streptophyta; Magnoliopsida; Asterales; Asteraceae. The coding region runs from base 1 to 3147 and encodes 1048 amino acids. Gene Ontology annotation, biological process: nuclear-transcribed mRNA catabolic process. Gene Ontology annotation, cellular component: nucleus.
AUGGGAGUACCGGCGUUUUACCGCUGGCUAGCGGAGAAGUACCCAAUGGUCGUUGUAGAUGUUAUCGAGGAAGAGCCGGUGGAAAUCGACGGCAUUAAAAUUCCUGUGGAUACAAGUAAACCUAACCCUAAUCAAAUUGAGUAUGACAACCUGUAUCUCGAUAUGAACGGAAUAAUUCAUCCCUGUUUUCACCCCGAAGACCGGCCUUCUCCAACUUCUUUUAAUGAGGUGUUUCAAUGCAUGUUUGACUACAUAGAUCGGCUUUUUGUGAUGGUGCGGCCACGAAAACUUCUGUAUAUGGCUAUUGAUGGUGUUGCCCCAAGGGCAAAAAUGAAUCAGCAGCGCUCUAGGCGGUUUAGAGCAGCCAAAGAUGCAGCAGAUGCGGCAGCUGAGGAGGAGAGGCUGAGGGAGGAGUUUGAGAGGGAAGGCAGAAAGCUUCCUCCCAAACAAGAAUCCCAAACUUUUGACUCCAAUGUCAUCACCCCUGGGACUGAAUUUAUGGCAGUUCUGUCAGUUGCUCUGCAGUACUAUGUUCACCAAAGAUUAAACAAUGAUCCUGGAUGGAAACCCAUAAAGGUUAUCCUUUCUGAUGCUAAUGUUCCUGGUGAGGGGGAACAUAAGAUAAUGUCGUAUAUUCGUCUUCAAAGGAAUCUUUCUGGUUUUGAUCCAAACACCCGCCAUUGCUUAUACGGUUUGGAUGCAGAUCUGAUCAUGUUGGCUUUGGCGACCCAUGAAGUUCAUUUUUCAAUACUUAGAGAGGUCGUAUUUACUCCUGGACAACAAGACAAGUGCUUUAUCUGUGGUCAAAUGGGUCACUUAGCAGCAACUUGUGAAGGAAAGGUGAAGAGGAAGGCAGGGGAAUUUGAUGAAAAAGGAGGUGCUGAUAUUGUGCCUAAGAAGCCAUACCAGUUCCUCAACAUUUGGACUCUUAGAGAGUACCUGGAAUAUGAGAUGAGAAUUCCUAAUCUUCCUUUCAAGAUCGAUUUUGAGCGAAUAGUUGAUGAUUUUAUCUUCAUGUGUUUCUUUGUUGGGAACGACUUUCUACCACAUAUGCCCACAUUGGAAAUACGUGAGGGUGCAAUUAAUUUACUUUUAGCCGUAUAUAAAAAGGAGUUUAGGGCCCUUAAUGGGUAUCUGACUGAUGGAAGCAAGCCAGACCUUAGCAGAGUGGAGCAAUUCAUUCAGGCUGUGGGAUCAUACGAAGAUAAAAUAUUUCAGAAAAGGGCCCGUUUGCAUCAGAGACAAGCUGAAAGGAUAAAACGUGAUAAAGCUCAAGCCAAAUCUCAAGCAACAAGAGGAGAUGAUGCUGAACCACAAAUGGAACCUGAAUCACUUGUUCCAGUUGGCCGGUUUCAGGGAUCACGUCUUGCUUCUGGUCCUUCACCAUCACCAUAUGAACCUAAGGGAUUCCAUGGUAAUCAAAGCCAUCCCCGACCACAAAAAUUGGCACGCUUGUCUUCCGGUUCAACCGUUGGUGCUGCCAUUGUUGAAGCUGAAAGCAGUCUUGAAAGAGAUGUACUUGACAACAAAGAAGAACUGAAGACGAAGCUGAAGGGGAUACUUCGUGAAAAAUCUGAUGCUUUUAAUUCUGAGCAGCCAGAGGAAGAUAAGAUAAAACUGGGAGUGCCUGGGUGGAAAGAAAGGUACUAUGAAGAUAAGUUCUCUGCAAAUUCACCUGAAGAGCUUGAGGCAAUACGGAGAGAUGUUGUCCUAAGAUAUACCGAAGGCUUGUGUUGGGUGAUGCACUAUUAUUAUGAAGGCGUAUGUUCCUGGCAGUGGUUUUAUCCAUACCAUUAUGCACCCUUUGCUUCUGAUCUUAAGGAUCUUGGAGAAUUAAGUAUCAACUUCGAACUAGGUUCACCAUUCAAACCAUUUAAUCAGCUGAUGGGUGUGUUCCCUGCUGCAAGUUCCCAUGCCCUUCCUGAGCAUUACAGAAAAUUGAUGAUGGAUCCAGAUUCACCUAUUAUUGAUUUUUACCCAACCGAUUUUGAAGUUGACAUGAAUGGCAAGCGGUUUGCGUGGCAGGGAAUAGCAAAGUUGCCUUUCAUUGAUGAAGAGCGUCUUCUUGCAGAAGUAAUGAAAGUAGAACAUACUUUAACGGAGGAAGAGGCUCGGAGAAAUAGUACGAUGUGUGACAUGCUUUUUGUGGCAUUAUCGCACACACUAUCUCCGUACAUAUUUUCUCUGAAUGACCGUUGCAAACAAUUAUCGGCCAGGGAACGAGUUGAAGUCAGAGAACAAAUUGACCCUUUGGCAAGUGGUGGAAUGAAUGGCUAUAUAUCUCUUUGCGCUGGAGAUCCCUGCCCUCCAAUAUUCAGUUCACCUGUUGAAGGGAUGGAUGAUAUCAUGGACAAUCAAGUCAUAUGUGCUAUAUAUAGACUUCCUGAAUAUCAUAACCAUAUAUCUCGACCACCUCCAGGGGUCAAACCACCCAAAAAGACUGUAACGGUGGACGAUUUGCAACCGGAGCCUACUUUAUGGCAUGAAGAUACUGGAAGGAAGCCCUGGGAGAAUGGAAGGAAUGGACACAACAGGCAUCAUAACCCCCCUGGAUCUGCCUCUGGCCGACAGCUUGGAGAUGCUGCACAUCGGCUUGUCACCAAUAGCUUACAAUUAAAGAACGAUAGGAAUGGUCAUCAUCAAGCAUAUGACCCGCACCCACAUCAUGGGCCACCACCUCCUUUCCGACCUUACCAGAGUCAUAGACCACCCUAUAAUCAGGACCAGAGUAGGAUGGUGCAACCUAGAUCCAGUUAUCCUCCACAUAACUAUGAUCCGAGUUACGGCCAACCUAAUUAUCCUUCAGGUACCCGUUAUAGCGGCCGGCCUGAUUUUAUCGAGGGUAGUGGUGGUAGACACACACAUGGGUACCACCAGAAUCAACAUGUAUACCCUCCACCACCACGUGGCCACCAUCAAAGCCCACAACCGCCUGCUAGCAGUAGUUACUAUUCGCAGCAAGGUGGUGCUUACAACAACAGUGGGAACUACGGCGCCACCAAUCAUCAUCAACCACCGACUGCGGGCUGGGCUCCUCGUGGUGGCGGAAGAGGCCAGGUACGCCCUCAACAUGGUGGAGGCAACCAGUUUUCAGCGUUGAGUAGAGAUGGAACAGGUAGAAGGCCGCAGCAGCCUCAUCGCCGCUAGACCAUCAGUGGCACCGGUCUACCAUUUGUAACAUUUGAACUUGUAUUUCUUAGAGAUCUUGUAUAAUAUUUGUGUUUUUUUAGGUCUAGUAGUCUGUUUACUAUAUGAAAAACCAAUUCCAGUUCCUAAAGAUUUACACAUAUAGGUUAGGUUCACAAGAUGAUUGGAUGGUGUUGUAUACUUGCCUUUUAUGUGCCUUAUUAGCAGCUUCUGGAGCAAUAAAACUCAGAAAAUCUUUAUUCC